AUGUUUGCGCUCAUCGAGCAGCAUCCUGGUGCCGUGAACCUGCGGCCUGAGUUUCGCGUCUUCGGUGUGAUCCACCAGGCCGCCUACCACGGGGUCGUCGCGGUGCUGAGGCGGCUGGUGGAGGAGUGCAGGGCGGAUGCGGGCCUGCUUACGCGCGACAAGAAGACGGCGGUGCAGGUCGCGCUGGACUCGGCCAAGCUGGAUGCCGUCAAGUACCUGGGGUCUCUAAGCCUGCCUGGUGGCUCUUCUGGUGCGGGCACCGAGGCCCACGCAGUGAUAGACGCCGCCAAGGACGGUAAGUGGGAAGCAGUGUUCCGCCUGCUUGGGGAGGGCCCCCCCGGCCUGGUGAACAUCCGCCCCGGUGUAAGGAGGUACAGCGUCCUGCACCAGGCGGCCUUCCACGGGGACAUCGAGGUCCUGCGUCGUCUGAUCGAGGACUUCAAGGCCGACGUCAAGCAGCUGACCGACGAGGGCCAGAACGCCCUGGAGAUAGCGCGCCUCGAGAAACACGACGCCGCGGCCAAGUACCUGGAGGCGUGUGUUCCGAACGUCAAGCUGGACGACGACUUUGUGACGUAUCCCGAGCAGCGCUUCGUCACCCUGGGCGAGGACGAGCUCCAGACGUUCCGGGACCUCCUCCGCAAGACCCACAAGAAGGCCUGCAAUUGGACACGGGACCGCGACCAAGCGAGUGGCAAGCACGUGGACAACACUCCCGUGCCCACGGGGUACGAGCUGGUCGGGGUCAGGCGCAACGAGAACCCGGCGCUCUGGAGGAUAUACCAGGUCUCUCGCGAGAUCAUGCGGUUGAGCUGUCAGAGCAACGAGUCCUUCGCGCCUUGGUCGCCGCUCACCGCGGAGGGCCUGGACUGGUCGCCGCUCGGGCUCUGCGCCGGCGCGAACGAGUGGCUGCUCCUGCACGCGGGGCUGCCAGAGGCGCUGUCGGCCAUCGCGGGCGGCUUGUACGGCAGCGGCACGUACUUUGCCGACUCCAUCACCAAGGCCGACGAGUAUGCGCGGAGGAAGGUGGAGGAGAAGGGCGUCUUCAAGGGGUGCCGUGCAGUGGCGGUGGUGCGGGUGCUGGGAGGCCGCCAUUAUUAUACCGACAAGGAGGUCGGGGAGGCCGACAAGCCGAAGUUUGCCAAGAGGGUGCUGGAGGGCGAGUACCACAGCACCGUGGGGGACCGCCUGAAGCUGAAGAACACCUACCGGGAGUACGUGGCCUACGACUCGGCGUGCACGUACCUCGAGUUUAUUCUGUAUCUGCGGAAGGGCGUCCCAGACAAGCACAAGUGAGUCGCGCAGGCCACCUCUCUUCUGCUCCUUCUUGCUUGGCGGAGGUCCGCGCGGAUUUCUCGCUUCGGCGCUAGGUUUCCCCAGCAGCCCCCCCGCGCCGCGGCGCUCCCCCCCGCGCGCUCUGCGCUCAAGGAAGGAGCGUCUGGCACCGAUCCAAGACGUACGCGCGGACUUCUGGAAGCUUCUGCCCGGAGAUCCGACGGCGCGAA
This is a messenger RNA of Prorocentrum cordatum, 1505 nucleotides long. The record is from the annotation of a GenBank genome assembly. NCBI's taxonomy places the organism in Eukaryota, Dinophyceae, Prorocentrales, Prorocentraceae.